This is a messenger RNA of Arctia plantaginis, 1467 nucleotides long. The record is from the annotation of a GenBank genome assembly. NCBI's taxonomy places the organism in Eukaryota, Metazoa, Arthropoda, Insecta, Lepidoptera, Erebidae.
AUGAAAAACAAACACAACCCUGACGAUACACGUGAAAUUAUUGAAAAACAUGUAUUUAGUAAAAUCGAAUGGCAAGAAAAUCUCACCAUCCUAGAUCUUAGCAACAGAGGUAUAUCAGAUUUUGAUGAAAAUAUAAAUUUACCAGAGAAUCUGGCUGUCUUAAAUUUGGCAAACAACCAGCUACAAGGGGUACCUAUAACAGUGUUGAAACUAAAUAAGUUGAAGACACUUGAUUUAUCUUACAAUGAAAUUGAAUUAUUUAACGAAACACCCAAUUCCUAUCAUACUCUAGAAAGCUUAAAUUUAAAAAAUAAUAAAUUGGUAAUGCCACCUUCUUGGGUAUGGGUAGAAAAUGCAAAAAAAAUUGUUCAAUUAAAUUUAAGUUACAAUCACAAAAUCUGUCAAUCAUUGGUCAAGGAUUAUUUUGAAGAAUUGCUACAGUACACAACUCAAGUACGCAAAAUAGACUUACAGGGCUGUUGUUUAGGUAAGCACAUGAAAUUAAUGUCAACAUUUAAGCAUGCUCGAGUUGUGAAUUUAGGAAAUGAUAGUUAUAACUACCUGUGUGUAAACCAUAUAGAAUAUGUGCCGAGCAUUGGAUUAGAAGACUGCCAUGAAGUAGAGAUACUUAAUUUAUCUAACACUCACAUUUACAACAUAGAACAUAAUAUAGACAUAUAUCAGUGUUUAAAAGAAUUGAAUUUAUCUAAUAACAACAUAAACAGUUUACCAAAUGAAUUCUGCAAUUUGCUAAACAUGGAAAUAUGUGUAUUGUCAUAUAAUAAAAUUCUGUAUUUACCUGAAGACAUGCACAAACUAGUAAAAUUGACAAAACUUUACUUAAACAAUAAUGAAUUAUGCAUGUUACCUGAUACUCUAUGCAAACUGGAUAGUUUAAAAACACUAGAUCUAUACAUGAACCAUUUGUAUGAAGGUGUUGAUGAUAUAAAGAACUUAGAAGAAUAUGAUUUUGCACAAAAUUAUAACAACGAACCUGACAGUGAAAUAUAUUUGAAGAAAAAAGCACGGUUGCGACAAAACCAUCAUGAUAGACUUGAUGGCAGGGCUCCAGAGGUGGUGCAAGAAGGGAGUGAAUGCAGUGAACACGCCAAUAAUAUAGAUUAUUAUAGUGAAGAUGAUGCUCUUGAAGUAUCCCAAACAUCUCCUAUCAGCCGCAGCAGUACUCCAGAAGAUUGGGAUUCUGAUGACUUUUGGGUUCCUUCUCAUGUUGACUACUCCAGACAGUGGACAUCAAAAUACUACCAAGGUCCAAGCUCUUCAUCACCAAUGGCUAUGCAAUGGCUUGAUUAUGUCAAAAGAAAAAUGGAGGAAGGUAACUUCUGCCCCAUGGACAUGCAUCUAUCAAUCUCCAUUACAGAAAAAGUCAAAUAUGAGAAGAUGCAUAAUCCUAACCCUCAGUAUGAAUCAGAUGGACAAUUUGAUGAUUAUUCUGAUGAUGACAGCUGA